AUGUCGGCUCCACCACCUUCACCCGACUCUCUAAAUUUUUGUGAAGACAUCAACUGCAAUGUGUUCCAAUCAAUCUUCUAUGAUUGUGGUCAGAAGAUUUCAGAAAACCAAACUGAAAUGAAAUGGUUGAAGAAGCAGCUCGGACAUGACUAUAUCGUGUGUAGGAUCGACCACAUCAGUCUCCAGCACAAGCUAGAUGGCCAUGAUCAGAAGUUUAAAGUCGUUGGUGUUUCCAUGGGUGGCAUAAUGGUGGGGAUUCUCUUGUUGUUGGUAAUUGUGCUCCAUUUCGUUCUUAAGUUUGGGUGA
This is a messenger RNA of Lactuca saligna, 306 nucleotides long. The record is from the annotation of a GenBank genome assembly. NCBI's taxonomy places the organism in Eukaryota, Viridiplantae, Streptophyta, Magnoliopsida, Asterales, Asteraceae.